Ascoidea rubescens DSM 1968 is the source of this 960-nucleotide messenger RNA. Its product is annotated as thioredoxin-disulfide reductase. Gene Ontology annotation, biological process: removal of superoxide radicals. Gene Ontology annotation, cellular component: cytoplasm. The transcript has a single exon. Bases 1 to 960 code for a protein of 319 amino acids. The record is from RefSeq and is a predicted model, not a curated record. Gene Ontology annotation, molecular function: thioredoxin-disulfide reductase (NADPH) activity. Lineage: Eukaryota; Fungi; Ascomycota; Saccharomycetes; Ascoideales; Ascoideaceae.
AUGGUUCACAAUAAAGUUACAAUCAUCGGCUCUGGCCCAGCUGCUCACACUGCUGCUAUAUACUUAGCAAGAGCUGAGAUGAAGCCCGUUUUAUACGAAGGUAUGCUUGCUAAUGGUAUUGCCGCUGGUGGCCAAUUAACUACAACCACUGAAAUUGAAAAUUUCCCUGGAUUUCCCGAUGGACUAGGUGGUUCUGAAUUAAUGGAUAAAAUGAGAGAACAAUCUUUAAGAUUUGGAACUGAAAUAAUCACUGAAACAAUUUCUAAAGUAGAUUUUUCACAAAGACCCUUCAAGCUUUGGACUGAAUGGAAUGAAGACGAUGAGCCAAUUUUAACUGACGCAGUUGUGAUUGCUACCGGCGCAUCUGCCAAAAGAUUGGGUUUACCUGGCGAAGAAAAAUAUUGGCAACAGGGUAUCAGUGCCUGUGCUGUUUGUGAUGGUGCUGUUCCAAUCUUCAGAAAUAAACCUUUGGCCGUUAUUGGCGGUGGUGAUUCUGCCUGUGAAGAGGCUUUAUUCUUAACCAAAUAUGGCUCAAAAGUUUAUUUGAUUGUUAGAAAAGAUUACCUAAGAGCCUCAAAAGUUAUGCAAAAAAGAGCUCAAAACAAUCCCAAACUAGAAAUUCUUUUCAACACAGUCUCUUUAGAAGCUCAAGGUGAUGGUAGAUUAUUAAAUAAUUUAAAAAUUAAAAAUGUCAACACUAAUGAAGUCACUGAUUUGCCUGUAAAUGGUUUAUUUUAUGCAAUUGGCCAUACUCCUGCUACACAGGUCUUUGCUAAGCAAAUCGACACCGAUGAAACCGGCUACAUUAAAACUGUUCCAGGCUCAUCUUUAACCUCAGUGGAAGGUGUUUUUGCCGCUGGAGAUGUUCAAGAUAAAAGAUAUAGACAAGCAGUUACAAGUGCUGGAUCUGGUUGCAUGGCUGCCUUAGAUGCUGAAAAAUUUUUGUCUGAACAGGAAUAG